AUGGCGACCGAAGUCGAGUAUACCCAUAUUGAAUUGCUCACCCUCAGCGGUCCAGAUUUCCGUCGGGUAUCAACUGCGCCCCCGCGUCCUCCUACCGAUAAUGAAAUCCCGGUCAUUGACUUAUCUUCUAUUGAUGGAGAUCUAGAAGCGAGGAAGAUCAUCGCAUCCAAAAUUAGGACAGCAGCCGAGAAUACAGGCUUUUUUUACAUCGAAAACCAUGGGAUCCCAGAAGAGCUUAUUCAAAGAGCUUUGUCCCAAGCACAAGCCUUUUUCGCCCAAUCCGAUGAAGCAAAAGAGCUCGCAUCGAGUAAGAGGUCAGCGGUCUCAGAAGGGUGGCAUGGGCUUGGAACUACCCAAAUUAAUAAAACAGAGACACUAGAUCGUAAAGAAACGUUCUCAAUCCGCUACAAUUCCAAAAACGAUCCAACUAUUUCUGACCCAGAAAAGGUUCUCGCCGACUCGGGCAGGCGAUUCUCUGAUAUCGUCGAAAUCAACUUUCCAUGGAGCGGAACAAAUCAUCUCCCAGGAUUCCGUGAAACAACAAUUGAAUUUUAUCAGUCCCGCCUCGCGCUCGCACGUAAGAUGAUUCGCAUCUUUGCUCUUUCGUUAGACAUGCCGGAAGACUACUUUGAUUCGGUUACCACAACCCCUGGUGCAGAUGGGCUCUACGUCCACUAUCCUGCCACGCCAGCCGAUAUGCUGAAGAAAAACAAUGGAAAUAUCGAUGUCGGCAUUGGCUCACAUACUGAUAUCCAGUGCAUCACUCUGCUGUGGCAAGAUAUGUCUGGGGGAUUGCAGGUUCUUUCUGCCAGUGAUGAGUGGUUGGAUGCUCGACCCAUACCGGGAACCCUGGUGGUCAAUAUUGGAGAUUUCUUGCAGCGUCUCUCAAAUAAUAGGUUUAAAUCAACCGUGCAUAGGGUUUAUAACCGUCAGUCUACCUCCCGAUACUCUAUGCCCUUCUUCCUGGGGUUCAAUCCGGAUUCAGUCUGCAAGGUUGUGCCCUCGUGUGUCGACGAAGCGCACCCUGCGCUUUAUGAACCUAUCUCUUGUGGACAGUGGCACCGAAAAAGACUUGAGCUUGCUACAGUCAAAACCACCAACACAUGA
Molecule: messenger RNA, 1107 nt
Organism: Penicillium soppii
Lineage: Eukaryota; Fungi; Ascomycota; Eurotiomycetes; Eurotiales; Aspergillaceae
Product: isopenicillin N synthase family dioxygenase
Exons: 3
Coding region: 1-1107 (368 amino acids)
Source: RefSeq, a predicted model, not a curated record